This is a messenger RNA of Mya arenaria, 8885 nucleotides long. RefSeq lists its product as uncharacterized. Lineage: Eukaryota; Metazoa; Mollusca; Bivalvia; Myida; Myidae. The record is from RefSeq and is a predicted model, not a curated record. The transcript has 6 exons. The coding region runs from base 52 to 4095 and encodes 1347 amino acids.
UUUUGCUUGGCGACAGGAGAUUCUUCAUAUUCAAAAUGGCUGGAUCGCAAAAUGGAAAUUGACAUCGAUAAUGUCGCAGAAAUAGAAAAAUAUGCAUUCCUUCUAGGUUCUGCAAUCAAGAACGAAGACACUGAUCAAUUUUUUAGCAUAUAUGAUUCUCUACUUCCUAAAGAUUUACCUGACAACCAGUUAGAUCUCAUCAAAGACAAAGCACGAGUGGUAUCAGAUCUUCCAGAUAGUGACUUUAACAACCUGGUGUUGAGGGCUAGGACCUUCAGUCUUGCUCCUGCAGGCACCAGGAUGUCCAAUUACAGCCCAGGGGGCUCGCAGUGGACGAAGGCGGGUGAGGCAAGUGAGGAAGAAGACGAGGGCUACGGUUACCAUGGAUAUUCCAGAACACCAGACUCCUCCACCAAAAUCAGCAUGAGGUCAUUGGAGUCAGAAACACGCAAUGACUCUGGUGUGGGAAACUCAAGCAAGGCCACAAACAGCAUUGGUAGCUUUAGUGAUGAUAAUGAAACAGACUAUGAUAGGGGUGUUCAUGACUAUUAUCCAAAGGUAAAGAUACGGUCAGGCUGUGGUUUAAAUCUAGACUAUGAUGAAGCACAUGAAGUAAAGUCUGAACAUUCCUCCCUAGAUAAUAUAAACUCUCCUCGAAGUGAUAUAUCUGAGGGGAUUGAACUUCAAACAUUCCCUUCAGGUCGUAGAGCUAAUGAAGAUACUGAUGAUGACUUUAAUUUCACAAGAGAUUCCACAAGAUAUCAGGAUGACUUUAAUACAGAUGGUGAGAGUGAUGAUGACACAUCUCAUAGAGCUAAAUAUUUCAAUAUGGGUUAUAGGCCACUAGAAAAAGAUGUUCCAAGUUAUAAACAUUAUGAGCCAUCAUUUGAAAGAAGUAGACAUUCAUGGGAGUCCGAACAGUCAACAUCAGGACUAAGAGCAAAUGAAGUUGAUGUUGAUAAAAAGAUCAAUUUUUCUUUAGCAGAAAGUUCCUCAUAUUACAGCAGGUAUCCUAAUUACUACCCAUCAAGUAGUGAGAAAGUAAAGAUAGAAAAAAACAGUUACAAGCGGGACCCACCAUUUGGGCGUGGGCCAGAGCAGCUUCACAAUGUGGGUAGCUCUAUCAGCCAGUUGAUCUCGGGGCGUCCAAGUGACGAGGUGAAAAAUAUGCCAGAAGGCCGCAAACUGGAGCCUCUCCAACCAGAGGAGAGCAGACGGAAAAAGAAGAAAAAGAAAGGUUCAAAAGAUGAUGGUUCAGCAGCCACAGAUGAAAACGGUAACCCUGUAGAGAGUCUAGGGCUCAACCCUUCUCAGUACAAAUCAAUGCGAGAGUCACCCUCCAGCCUUGGAGGGCGACAAUCACAAAAUCUCGACACAUUCAGCUAUGGCACCUUCCAGGGCUCCGUGGAUCAGUCUAGCUCACGAUUCUCUGGCUCUAAAGAUACUGUAGAUGACAGUGCAGCCAAGAAGCGACGGAAGAAGAAAAAUGAAAAACAGGAUUCCAUUAAGUCUGAGGAUAUUGAGGGAUUUAAAGGAAAUCUAAGUCUGGACGAACUAUUAAACUUUAUUGGGGAUAAAAAUGAGAAAAACAAGAAAAAGCUUGCAGCUACAUCCGAAGACAUUCCAUCUAAACCACAGAAAUCUAGUAAGAAAAAUAAAGACAAAAAACAGAAGUCUCUUGCUGUUUCAGCUGAUGUAGAGGAAACUAGUAAGGGGCCUGAUACUGUUCAUGCCGCUGAACAAGAGGCCCAAGUUAGCACACCAGACAAUAUGGGAAACUCAAGUGGUAAAGCUGAUAUUGAAAAUCCUGUUGAAAAUGGUGAUUUAGAUAAUCUUUAUCAAAAUGACAAAUUUGCAUUGCUCAAUGACAAAAAAUCUGAGAAGUUUGCUAUCAAGAAACCACUCUCUGAGAAUGAAUCUGAUGUUAUUGGAACAGAAAACCAUGUGUAUGAAAAGGAAAAUGACCUGAUUAAUUUUAAUAAUAGAGUUACAUUAGAGGACACUGUUGGCUUUGUAACAGUUGAAACUAAAAAGAAAAGUGAAAAGACUGGAAAAACUAUUAAAAGUGAAAAGCUAGAAAGUCCUGUAUCCACCACAGAGGUCACAAUUAAAGUUGAUAAUAAUGUAAAACAAAAAAAUGCCAAGAACAAAAAGUCAAAGCCAUCAAGUCCUACAAUUAAAGCUGAAUUUGAUUCAGUUGUGUACAAAAACACAAGUUCUGUUUUGGAUAUAGCAGAUUUGCAUACAGAUCUGGAUUCAAAUUUUAUUUUCACUGACUUGUAUGUCGCCCCUGUUCCUAAGGAAGAUGAGUUCCAAGUUGUAGGCAAGAAAAAGAAAAAGCCUGGAAAAGAAACACCAAAUCACCAAAAUAACAUUAUUGUGCCUGCUGUUAAUUCAAAGCAAGGUCGUAGAUAUGAUGAUAAGCGUAUUGCAGCACCUGCCUCUAGCAGUAGGCCAGUGCAGCAGGCUAUCUCGGCUCAUAUGCAUCAGAUGGAGAGUGACCCCCACAUGCGAGACUUAAGUCCCUCUGCCUUCCCUGCUCUCAGUGGAGGCAAGAGCAGACAACAGGAAGGACGUCGCAACUCGACAGGUGAUGUCCAGAUCCCAUCAGUACUGAAGACCCAGGAUGAUAGUGAUUUGGAGUCAGUGAAGUCACUGCCAGCUACCAAGGGCAGUGGAGCGGUGGAAGGAGCCUUGUCUCCUAGACUGUCUUACGCAAGAAUGGCAGCCACAGUGUCAUCAUCAAAACCUCUUGACUCUCAAGAAUGUAAUCCGCUAAGUUGUAGUUUUGAAAGUGGUGAUAGUGACAUUGACCCGAAAAAAGCAGUCUGGAAAGGUAGUCCAACUGAAAGAAGACAUUCAAUAGGUUCUAGUCCAGAAGAAAUAAAUAAAAUCACUGGGAAGGAUAAAACAUCCGUUUCCAGCCCUGCAAAAUGUAGCACUCAGGACCAUAUUUUAGCAGAUGCUGCUCUUAAACCUAUGAAACAAAGCACUGCUAAAAUAACAAAUGCUUGGGCACACGACAUUGAAAAUAAAGUACAGGAGGAACACAGUUCUGUUGAAAAUGCCCAGUCUCCUAGUGGGGAUUGUAAAGACCAAUCUUAUGCCAAAGUGUUUUCAUCCCCUGAACAAAACUCACUGUCAUUCAUGUCAAAUUCCAGUUUAGAAAUUGUUAGUUUGAGUCAUUCAUCUGAGAUACAAGUAUCUAAACAUAGUAUAGAUAACAGUGUCAGUGAGACUAACUAUGUGAAUUCUGGUAGCUCUAGUAGUGGUAAAACAAAUAGCCAUUAUGGCAUUCAUAAACAGGAUAGUUACAAAGUUAGGUCAUUAAAUAAUUAUAAUGGUAAGAAACAGAAGUCUGUGAUCUUUUUAGAUAAACGUGUUGAAGAAUCAACCGGAAACUUGGGAAUAUCUUUCGGUUUUGAGAUUGGUUCUUUGGACAAAUCUAAUCCAUUGCAUAAAACAGAUGACAUGAAUAGUGAUGAAAUAAUUUCAAAUAAGUCUGAACAGAGUUCAGAAUCAAGUAGUGUUAUUAAUGAAAGUGUAAAUGAUUUAUCAGAACCAAAGGAAGCUACAAAUGUAGACAUGGAUUCAGUUAGCUGUUCAUCUUCCAUUUCUAGUGUGAUAUCUGAUGGUGCAGAAAAGGAUCAAGUCAAACCAAGUUUGUCCAAUGAUGUGCUUUCAGACACAGUCAAUAAAUCACAUCUUGUUCAUAUAAAUGGAAUAGUGAAUAAUGUUAAGGAUGUAAGUGUCCAUCAAGGAAAGAUUGAAUCCUCAGAGCAAUCUGAACCUUGUAGUAAUCAACCAGACCACAAACCUCAAAGUGUACCAGUGCCCACCAUGCACACUCCUGAUGCAAUUGGGAACGAUGUUUACUAUGGAGAAUGGGUGUCUGCUAUUAAGAAGGGGGUAACUGGCCCUAGUCCCACAAAUGGCCCCACUCAAUACUGCGGCCUUGCCAGGUUUUUCCCAAGGAAUGAACUGAGGAGCAACUUCAACAUCUCAGAUGCAGCUUUCUUCCUAACACGAGAAUGGGACAGAACGGUGGAGGAACAGAAAAAAGAGCCAGAGAUGGUGCAGAUACAUGAGGAUUAAGCAAGCAGGAGUGUUGGUGGUGGGCAGGAGCAUGUAUGGUGGCAGUGGGCAGUCGGGUGCUAGGUGGGCAUAAGCAUGUCUGGUGGGUUGACGCGUGGGCGAUGGUCCUCUGUCUAUGGAGCUGCCCCUGGGUUGAAAUACUGCAACAUCAUGAAGCUGUUAUGUGCAAGGAGAUGCAAAAGAUUGUGCUUUUACAUUCGAACGUGAUGUAGAGAAGAAAACUCACAAAAACUUCAAUAAAUUGUUCAUCGAAACCUCAUUUUGCAAUCAUUUCAUUUGCAUAAACCUUUUGUGUUAAUGUAUUUGCUAUAUAUUAUUUGCUAUGGUACAAUUAUGUGUUGGCAUCAUCAGGAACUCUCCAAACUGUGCUAUUCCUCGCUUUAUUCAGAAAUAUUUUAUAUUGUCAAGCAAACCCAUAUUUAUUAUCCCCACCGAACCCAAGGUUUCCGUAGUGGGAUAUUAUUUUGGCGUUGUCUGUCACAUUAUUUUCUUUAUGGCACCAUAUCUUGGAAGAGAUUGGUCAGAUUAUGUUCAAACUUGGGUCAGAAUGUUCCCCUUGAAGAAAUCUCGACCGUUUGUAAUAGUACUAGGUUUUCCUUUAUGAACUCAUGGAUAUAUUUAAAACUAGGUCAUCUGGUGUCAAAGACUAGGUCAUUAGGUCAGAUUUUAGAAAUGCUUUGUGAACACAUUGGAGGCUGUACUUUGAGCUAACUUGAGUUUUCCCGUUGCCCACUGUCAAGCAACCAUCCAUCAUUCCUCAACAAUUCCUUCAUACAACAUCUUCUCCUUAACCGUCUGGCCAAUUUAGAUUAAAUCACUUGGAUGUUGCCCUUUCAAAUUAAUUCAAAGAAUGAAUUUCAUACAGAAUUCUGAAAACUAUUCAAAAAUCUAAACAAGAACGAUGAGAUUAGAUAUUUGGUGGUAACAUUGUAAUGUGGUCCUCUAUCAGGUUAUUCAAAUUAUGCUGGGUCAACACUGGCCCUUCCUGGGGCUCAAGUUUCUUAGAUACUUAUAUAGGAAAGUCUUUGAAAAUCUUCUUGUCUGAAACUGCUAGGCACAGACUUGAUAUUUGUUUGUUAUGAUGGCCCCCAACCAAGUUUGUUCAAAUAAUGCCCUUUUGACAUACUGUCUUAUUUUUGAAGCUACAGCAAUGAAAUUGACCAUGUGUACAGUAUUGAAAUGAAAUAUCAAUGUUGUGUUUGGAUGAUCUUAACAACUACAACAUUUGACAAUACUUGGUAAUAGUUUAAUCCCUAGAUGCAUUUCCAUAAACCAAUAAACUCAUUCAUUCUCAUAAAAAAUAAAGGUUUAAAACUCACUCAGGUGAGCGAUUAAAGGCCAUCAACUCCCUCUUAUUUUUCAAUAUGUUUGGUCCAGUCUGUAGAAAUUUAAUCAGAAUGUUUGCCUUGAUGAAAGCUUGGAUAAGUUUGAAUUUGGGUCAUAUGGGGUCAAUGACAAUGUCACAAGGUUAAAUCUUAGAAAAAUACUUGAGGGUCUUAAAUAUAGUCAAUUCUUAGCCAUACUAUUAUCCAUAUGAAUAUAUGUUAAAGAAAAAAAACUUCCGUGCACUGACCAUCACUUGAUUGCAGUGAAACUUGAUAAGCUUGAAAAUAACAUACAGUGAACAUGAUCAGCAUGUACUUUAAAAUGACAUUUUUUACUAUUUACUGCUAUCACAUGAGACAUAAUUGAACUAUCACGUCGAAAUCAUUUAAUUUCAUGCGAAGCUUAAAAAUUCUUCUCUAUAAAUAACUCUCUUGCAUUUAAGAUAAUUGCAGACAAACUCAAACUCAUUACCAACGUUCAUAAGAGUCCGCCUAUCUGCAGCCAUAUUACAUGUUUGAUAGAAAUAUUUCACCAACUUUUAAUUUCCAUUCCAUGUACUUUGCCUUAUCAGGCAGGUUUUUUUAUCAAUUCAAAAAUUUGCUUGUUUAUGUAUGAUUCUGUUUAGAACACUAAGUCUUGACCUUGGCCUUUACUGUAUGAAUUCUGGACCAGGUGUUCAUUCAGAAUAAAACAAAAUGUAGUCUAUGCACACUGUCAUUUAUAUAUGUCUGUUCGUUAAGAACUGUUAUGGUUUACAUGUAUGUGUGGGGAUUUACUUGAAAGCUUCUAAAUAUUAUUUAAUGCUAAGUAGCUAUAACUGAAAUAAUGCAAGGACUGCACAAGCUUUUCGAUAUUAACAUCUAUACUAUACGCUUGAAAUAUCCGCCUUGAUUUUGACAUUAUUUUGGAAUUGAAAUGUUUAUUUUCGUUGAGAUUAAGGUAUAUGAUAUGCAGACAAGCUAAUUAUUUCAUAGAAACAUAGGUUACACUGUAAAUAAUAUUGCCUGAUGACAAAAAUGUGAAAUGAAUAUUGCUUGAACUUCUGAUAGAUUUAAGUUUAAGAUAACUUCAUUAUAUAGAUUGAAUUAAAAUGUAAUACAAUUCACUUCUCUACAAGACUGAUACAAAAUGAACAAGGCCCAACCUGGCAUUCAACAUUCACAUAUUUAUGUUUCAUUUAUCUUAAUCAUACAGACUUAUUUUGAAAACCAUUGUACUUACUUGUCAUUUUACUAUCAGUAAUCGUUUUUGGUUUGUUAUCAUUUCUUGUAAUACCCUUUCAUGCCAACAACACCCGUUGCUGUUAUACAUGCGUUUGUGUGUGUGUGUGCAUAGUUAUAUUUAAUAUUGAGUGUUGCCAUAGUGUGUGUGUGUAUAAAAUGCACUGCGGCAUUGUUUUGUGCCAGAAUUGUUACUUUGGUUAUUAAUUUUAUUGUUACUUGCAUAAUCAUGCUUUCAAGCAGCUAUGGAAGCCACGGAGCACUGAACAAUAUAAAGAUUGUUUUCCUGUGAUUGGACAUUCAUGGAUUGUAUUCAGCUGUGUGAUUUGCUUACAGGUCAUUUGCCUGUCCAACGUAUGGUGUAUGAACUGCGGUUAUAAAUGUUAAGUAUGUGAAACCUUCUGUCAAGUUAUUCACUGAAACCUCAGUGCUCGUUCGCCUUGCAAUUUGCAGAUGGCUUUAUGGUGCCUUGCUUUUCUCAUUGUUUUUUUUUUUGCCACUUAGUCUUAUAUUUGCAUAUUUAUUUUUUUAAAUAUUGUUUAAAUGAUUAGUUUCUCUUGACAGAAAGUGAAAAUAAAUAACUGACAUUUAAAUAGAAAUGGCAUAGAAUUUAUGGAGAAUAAAAUUAAAGUACCGUAAUUGUGAAAUACAAAAAAAAAAUGUAUGCUAACAGCAAUGAAUAACUAAUAAUCAUAACUGAAUAUGUUUGGCUGAUGUAUUGAACAAUGAUUAAAUCUUACAGAUAUUAAAGGAAAAGUACUUCAAUUUGGAGAAGUUCAUUGUUUUCUGCAUACUAGCCUUGGCGGCAAUUUUAUCACAAAUCCUAGGAUCAGUUUUGUAUCUGUGAGAGAUUUUAAACAAUAGUACUGAACUAUUGAAAACAGAGUACAGUACAAAAUGGCCUGUAAGAUUUGUUGAUGAAACUGCCCCCAGAACUAGAUUUUAUGCUUGAAAAAAAUCAGCUUUACACUCCCAGAGGGCUAUUCUUUGACAAAAUUAACAGAAGAAAAAAAUGAAAAAAAAAUCUCUAUGGUUUUAAAAAGAAUGGUAUCAAUUCAUAUUUAAUUACUUGAAAAAUAUCAUUGAUACUUUUUUGUACACUCUUAAAUGUUGGAUUGCUGUUAAUGCUUUUAUGAGGUUACAUACCAUUACAAUUGUGGAAUCCAGAAUUUGAGCAACUACUCCAGGGUAAAACUUUCAAUGGAGACUGUAAGAAAUCUAAAAGAAUGCCCCUUUAAUUUUAAAAAUUCUGUGUUUAACUGAUCUGGGAACAAAGCGGCAGUUUGAUUAGAUUUGCAAAUCUGAUUCAAAGCUCUAAUUUUCAUACUGUUAUUUCGAAGAAUAGAUUGACUGUUGUUUGAUUUUAUAUGAUCAAUAAGAUUUGUUAUGUACAGGUUUGUUAUUUGACUUUUAGUUAGGAGUAUAUUUUUGUUACAUCAAAUUGUGUUACCUUUACCAUUCUGGUCAAAGUAAUCAAAAGAUAGAUUUCAAAAUAAACAUUUACAGAUGAAUUUUAGGUAAGAGUCAACAAAAACUGUUGUCUGUGGAUUAGGUUUUUACAGAAAAUUAAAAACAACAACAUACUUUUUACUUAAAAAUGGAAUGUACCAUGUUCAUUACAUGAUAAACAUUUUUUGUUUGUACAAUACCAUUAGUUAAAAAGAACCUUACACAGCUCAUUAAUGAUUCCAAUUGGUGUGUUCCUCUUCAGGAAAAUUAUGCUUAAUGUUGGUCAGAAACAGCUGAAUAUUUUCAUGUUAUAUUUAGUAUGUUCUUUAUACCUGAAGGUGUAUGGUUCUCAAACAUUUCAUUAUCAAUGGUAAGACCUUAGAAGAGGAUAUUGGUCAAGCAAAGCUAAGUAAUAAGAGGUAAAUAGUUAAGGAAAGCUAAGUAAUAAGAGAUAAAUGGUUAAGGAAAGCUAAGUGAUAAGAGGUAAAUAGUUAAGGAAAGCUAAGUGAUAAGAGAUAAAUGGUUAAGGAAAGCUAAGUGAUAAGAGGUCAAUGGUCAAGAAAGGCUCCAGUGAUAAGAAAAUAAUUGUAAAAAUAUAUACUCGAUGUGAGGUUGACGGUGAAGAAUUGCUCAAUGAGGUUAAUGGUCAAGAAAAGCUAAGUGAUUUUAAUCCAUUAAUCCACACGUUAACCUUACUUUCCAUAUUGUAUUUCAUUGUUGAAAAAAUAAAAGUACAUUUCCUAAUAAUCAUAAAAUAAUGAUAAUGGUUCCCAAAAUAAAUAUAUAUAUAUAUAU